Molecule: messenger RNA, 801 nt
Organism: Melampsora larici-populina 98AG31
Lineage: Eukaryota; Fungi; Basidiomycota; Pucciniomycetes; Pucciniales; Melampsoraceae
Exons: 6
Coding region: 1-801 (266 amino acids)
Source: RefSeq, a predicted model, not a curated record
AUGGCUUCAACUCUCAAAUCGAAUCCAUUGUUAUUCAAACUGCAUCAACUGUUAUUACCUCUUCUCGAUUUUAAAUCGACUCAUACUGAAAGAAUUAGUUGUGACAUUUGGGCUGUGACUUUAGGACUGAGGAGAGGUUGUUUGAUAGAUCAUUGUCAAUUUUCAGAAACUUCAUCUCGUUUAUUGAGUUCCAAAUUAAAAGAAGUUGGUGAACUUUUUUCAAAUCUAACCAUCAUCUUUGAAAUUCAUUCUCAAUCUACUUUCAUUUGUUCAAGAAGUGUACUCCACUGUGAUGCUCGAUUGAACCUAAAGUUUAUUACUCUAAGUUCCAAUCAGAUUAGGCUUCAAGAAGAACCACCUGAGGGGUUUUCAGACUCGAUCAGUCACAUUCAAAAUCAUUCGAUAACCAAUGCAUUUCUGCUUCUGAAUGGUUUUGGUUCAAAUCCUGUAACAAUCGCAGGAUGGUUGAUAGGGUACCCCUUUCUAUAUGUCACUCCAAAGCGGGCUGAUUGGGUAUGGCAAGACGCUCAUUUGAAAGUGAUCAACUUUACCUUGAUGGGAUCCCAAUCAAAAGAACUUGAUCAUCAAUUGAUGGCUUUUAGUAUUCCAAGUGAAAUUGAAGCUCAACUUGACUUUGAGGCUAUCUUGAUAACACUACAAGACAAAAUCAAUCAACAAAUUCAAUCAAAUGGCUCAGAUUUAUCAAUUUGGAAUCAUGUCACUUAUUCAACAAAAAAACUUUCCAACAUGGAAACUACCACAAUAUUGGAAUGUAAUGUCAAUUUUGAAAAUUAUGCUUGA